GGGACCGGACUAGCCCGAGAUGACACACUUGCACACACACUAACACACCAAACACGGCCUCUCCCCAGCUCCCUCUCAUGUUUCUCUUUCUUUUAUUGGCCAAAACAAGCUCACGAAGAACCGGACCGAACCCGGGCUCUGUUCAUCCGCUCUAACGGGGUCUAACGGCGUCGGUACAAACCGGACUUUCGGUUAAUCGAACAUUUCCACCGCGACUUGUUCUCUCUUCUGAAGGAGAGCUCCCAUUAAGGAGACUGAGCUUUAACAUCACUUUGGAGUGACACGGCGGGUGGAAAUUAAACUUCAGCACGCCAGCUAACCUCCUCCAGCCUCAUCCUCGUCGCUGUCUCCAUCCUCAGCUGUUUCCCCGCGGAGGGUUUCCAGCAGCCAUGGCCGGACGAGGACGUGCCGCGGUCGGUCUGCUCGUCCUGCUGUGCUCGCUCUUCGGUCCCUGCGGCUCCUUCAACCUGGAUGAGGACAAACCGUUCGUGUUCUCCGGACCGGAGGGGAGCUACUUCGGCUUCUCGGUGGAUUUCUUCCAAGCCUCAACCGACCUGAGGUCAGACGUUUUGAUUGGAGCUCCUCGGGCGAACGCGUCGUCCUCCAGCAGUGUUGUGGAGCGAGGAGCGGUAUACAGCUGUCCCUGGGCCGGUUCUUCCUCCUGUCAGCAGGUGCUGUUUGACAGCUCAGAUGACAGGACGAACACAGAAGGAGCUAAGAUGGAGUUCAAAUCUAAGCAGUGGUUUGGCGCUUCGGUCCGAUCUGAUGGAGAACACAUACUGGCGUGUGCUCCUCUGUAUCAGUGGUCGACGUACGGCGUGUCGGAGCGAGAGCCGGUGGGAACGUGUUUCCUGAAGAAAGGAGACGCGGUGGUCGAGUACUCGCCCUGCAGAUCGACUGCAAACUCACCUGAAGGUCAGGGUUUCUGCCAGGCCGGAUUCAGCGCUGACUUCCUAAAGAAGGAGCACAGAGUGGUGGUGGGUGGACCGGGCAGCUUCUACUGGCAGGGUCAGCUGAUUUCCGAUGACGUCGCUGAGAUUUUUAAGCGCUUUGACAAAAAAUAUGUCAUCCCGUACGGAAACACCCUCUCUACAAAGUCCGCCAGCGCCCAGUAUGACGACAGUUAUCUAGGAUAUUCUGUGACUGUUGGAGACUUCAACGAUGAUGGGAAAGAAGAUUAUGUGACCGGAGUCCCUCGUGGAGACAAGGCACUCGGUUAUGUGAACAUCUUUAACAACCUUAACAUGGAGUCUAUGGUGAACUUCACGGGAACACAGAUGGCGGCGUACUUCGGACACUCAGUUGCUGCUACAGAUGUUAAUAAUGACGGUUUGGUGGAUCUGCUGGUUGGCGCUCCUCUCUUCAUGGACAGAGGCCCUGAUGGGAAACUGAGGGAGGUGGGACAGGUGUCUGUGUACCUGGGUCGUGGUGGGUUUUCCUUCCACCCUCCUCAGCAGCUCAUCGGGUCAGAGGUUUACGCCCGAUAUGGCUCUGCCAUCACCACACUGGGAGACCUGGACAUGGACGGAUUCAAUGACGUGGCGAUCUCUGCUCCGUACGGGGGUCCAGAUCGGUAUGGUCGCAUCUACAUCCAUAACGGCCGCCCUCAGGGGCCCAACGCCACACCUUCACAGGUCCUGAAGGGUAAAUGGGCGUCCAGCUACAUGCCUUCAAGCUUCGGAUACUCCAUGACAGGAAACACUGACAUAGACAAAAACGGAUACCCAGAUUUAAUAGUCGGGGUGUUUGGAGCCGACAAAGCUGUUUUAUACAGAGCUCGUCCUGUGAUCAGUGUGAACGCCACAUUGGACAUGACGCCUCAGAUCAUUAACCCUGAGGAGAAGUCGUGCAACAUCUCUGGAACAAAUACGCCGGUGUCCUGUUUCAAGGUAAAGUACUGUCUGAAGGCCAGCGGCAUCAGCGCUCCACCCACUCUCAAUUUCCGUGUGGACCUGGAGCUGGAUCGUCUGAAGCAGAAGGAGUCGACCAAACGCGUCCUCUUCCUGCACGAUCAAGCCUUUCAUUACUCCAAGAACAUGGUGGUCAACAACGGGAAAGGCCCCACCUGCGAGGAGCAGUUCGUCUACCUGGGGGAGGGCCAAGAUGUUAGGGAUAAGAUCACACCCAUCUCUGUGGCGAUGGAUUACACUCUGAACUAUCAGAUGGCUGCAGAUCCGACUGGCCUGCUGCCCAUCCUCCACAUGUCGACACCGUCCAACGUCACCAAGCAGGCUCACAUCCUGUUGGACUGUGGCGACGACAACAUCUGUAAACCCGACCUGAAGCUGUCCGUGAAGAGUGACCGCGAGCAGAUCUACAUCGGAGAUGAUAACGCUCUGACUCUGGAGGUGGUCGCUGAGAAUAAAGGAGAGGGAGCGUACGAGGCAGAGUUGCACAUCUACCCGCCGCAGCUGGCUGACUUCACCAGGGUCGUCCCCAGCGAUACUCACAGCAGAGUCUCCUGCACCUACAAGAAGGAGAACCAGACCAAGAUUGUGGUGUGUGACCUGGGAAACCCCAUGAAGGCAGGAACUGUGAUUAAGACAGCGCUGAGUUUCAGCGUACAUCUGGUAUCAGAGGAGGAGACAUCUGUGAAGUUUGACCUUAAGAUGGUCAGCUCGAACCAGUUCGACAACACGAGUCCUCGAGUGUCCAGCGUCACCAAACUGGCGGUCCUGGCUAAAGUCUCCAUCAGAGGGACGUCGUCUCCCAGUCAGAUUCUUCUUCCCAUCGCCAACUGGAAACCCAGACAUCCUGCUGUGAGCGUAGACGACCAGGGACCUCAGAUAGUCCACGUCUACGAGCUCCUGAACAGCGGGCCGAGUACGUUCAGUAAGGCGUCUCUGGAGGUCGAGUUGCCGUAUCAUUACAAGAACGACUCUCUGCUCUACGUUGUAUCUUUCGAGACCGAGGGGCCGAUUAACUGCACCACGGACAUCGAGCUCAACCCGCUCAACCUGUCGAGCCCGCUAUCCUCAGCGAAGAACAUCAGCGGUGGGAUACCUCCCAGAGAGACAGAGACAGAGGGACGAAACAGACACCAAGUCCGCAGGAGAGAAGUGGAGUCAACAAGAGACUCACAGAACGACCUGCAGACACUGGACUGUAACACAGCAGACUGUCUGCGGCUCAGGUGUCAGGUGGGUCGACUGGUGAAGGGGAAGAACGCCAUCGUGUUCAUCUACUCCAGACUGACCGUCAACAACUUCCUCAGGACGGAGAAUCAGAAUCGUUCGUAUAUGGUACAAUCGACUGCGUCCUUCAACGUCAUCGAGAUGCCGUAUAAGAACCUGGACUCAGAGCUGUCGUCCAACAGCACCAUGGUCAGUGUGUCGGUCAUGUGGGUGGCGGAGCCGCCUCAGUCGGUCCCGGGUUGGGUCGUAGCCCUGGCAGUGUUAGCCGGUCUGCUGCUGCUCGCUCUGCUCAUCUUCAUCAUGUACAAGCUGGGCUUCUUUAAGAGGGUCCGCCCCCCCCAGGAGGACUGCACAGAGAAGGAGCAGCUGCAGCCGGAGGAGAACGGAAACACUGACGCCUAGAGGUCAAACUGAGGAGGGGCGCCCCCCUACUGUUUGUACAGAACAAUUUAGGGGAACACGGCCGCUGAGAGAGUUUCACUGUAUUCACUGUUGGAUGGGAGAUAAGGUACUGUUUCAAUUUUUUUUUUUAUUUUUUUUUAUUUUUUUUUUUUACAAGUGUUCUUUUUCUGUUUGUGCCAAAAGAGAACGUCAGACUGAGACACAUGAAACCUUCAGAGAUCAUCAGAGUGUCUUCAAGUUAAAGGAGUAUUUCAACAUUUAUGGUACACACUUCCAUUCCUCUCUCGUUUCUGUACGCUACACAUCCAGCUAGCUAGCUUAGCAUUAGGUCUGGAAACUAGGGGGCGAAUGCACCUGGAAACACCCGGAGCGCUCUCUGAUCCACAGGUUUGAUCCAGUUUGCACAUUUUUCUAUCUUUCCAUGUGACUAGUGACUUUUUGUACAGAGAACUAAAAACAAAACAUGUAGACCCAUGAACUCCUGUCGACCUUUCCCCUUUAAUUUUAGUCCAUACGAGAAGCUAAGCUAAUUAGCUCCUGGUUGUAGCUUCAUAUUUCACAUUUCAACUUGAGGAAGAAUCCCUGAGUGCGUUUACACGGACUUGAGUAUCCCGGUUCUGAGUCUUGUCCUGGUUUUGAUCCACCUGGUUCUUCAUCUCCCUGAUCAAUCCUCGUAUCCUGCUUUAUGAUGACUGCGUUUUAUUUGUGCAGGUGCCUCUGAUGUUUAUUUUUUAUGACACAAACCGCGGCUAGUUUGAAAUCUGCUGAGACCUCUGAGGAUUAAUGUGGAUGCUGACAACACAUCUCAUUAAAGAUUUUGGAAAAUGUGAAAGUGGCUGAAUCAGAGCCCCUUCUUCUGAUGUUUAACCACGUAGAAAUGUUUCUUCAAAGUGACCUGACUCGCUCCAUCGUACGUGUCAUGACACCGGCGUCCCGCAGCCUGUUCACCACCGACUUUAAAAGGUCAGCAUGUCGACUUCAUUCUUUCAUUACCACAAGACAAAUCUCCGUUUCUUCGUAGCUCCAGAAGUAAGACACUCUCGUUGUCAUUUGUUUUGUUGAUAAGUCACUUGGCUGAGGCAGCGCCUGUGCAGGUCAUCAGCGGUUAGAAACCCGGGUAAGGUGUAUACGUGCUGCAGUAUCCUGUUUACUUUCAGAGUUCUCCAGGUAACUAAAUGGGGUUCUCAAAAUCAGGAUCAGGGCGUAUCCCGGUUCCCUGGUUUCUUUGGGGUCAGAUGUUUGCAUGCACAAACAAAAGAACAGGAUACUUAAAAACCCUGAUCUAAUCCGGGUGACUCCAGUCCACGUAAACGCACUCACGCUUAAGUUUGGAAGGAAUGUUUCCCAAAGUGUCGAGUUACUCCUUUCUCUUCCUGGCAAAGAUCUCUGUAGCUUCAUGACACCAAACAUGAGAAGUUUUACUUUCCUGAGAGACUCUGCUGAGUUCAGGCUGAGAUUUGAUUUGCACACUUUUGUCCGAACCCUGAUUCCUGAAACUGUACAAUGGUUUAAAAAGUCCAGAACUGCUGAUUGGAUCCCUGAAGUAUUUCAGCCCAUCCUCUUUGAUCGCUUCAUAAACGUCUGCUCCUGUCGUCUCACGUCUGAGUGUUAGUGAUAGACCAGACUGGAUUUUAAGAUAUGGACUAUGAGGACACACAAGACAAUUUUUAAAUCUUAACUUGUAGCGGGUCUGAGUCUGAGGUCUCAUUCAGAACAAAGGUUAGCAUCAAAGCUAACUCCAUUAGCUUCCACAACAAGCUAGCUCACCUCUAAAGACCAGACCAAGAUCUAAAAGACGGCAGGAACAGACACAAGUUUGUGUAACUUCUUCAAAUCUACCGUGAAAACAAAGCUAUGUUAGCUGAGCUAAGCAAAGCUAACCAGCGAGGAGGAUAACAACGGCCUUUAAGAAAAGAUGAAUAAAGUGAAAUCAUCAGCAGUAACUGAAGUGUGAGCUGAUUGGAUCCCUGAUGAUAAGAAGUGUUACAGUAAUAUAUUGACCCUGAUACUUCUGUUUGUUUGUUUUUUGGGAAGUUGUUUGUUUUUAGUCGUUUAGUCGUUUGUUUCAGCUUUUUAUUUUUAUUUCUACAAAAAGAUGUUAAAUAUAAAAAACAGUCUAACUCUUCAUAAGUUUUACUUUAUUCUUUUAUUCAAAAUGAUGUUUGGGGUGAAAAUCAGAGAAAGUUUGAGUUUUACUUCCAGACUGUCAGCUGACUGUUUGCUAAACUCCUCCCCUUUUCACUGACAGCCAAUCAGAGCUCUUCGGCUCAGCUCUGUAGUUAUUUACACAAGCUUUAUAAAAAUAAAACAUGGCUGUGUCUGAAAAUGCACCCCGUGAAAUUGAGAAUGUAGAUGAUCUGAAAUCAUCAGAUGCCCCAUAAUGCACUGCAGCUCUCAGACUAUUCAAUCACAGAGCUCGCCAGCCGGCCAAGGCGCACCAAAAUAACAAAUACAAACAAAUAAAAUUAACCAUACCGUUAAAUGUUUUAUGUGUUAUUAAUAUUAAAAGAAGAUGGCGCUGUUUUAGUAACGAAUCUAUGAACAUCGUUGAAUUCUAUUUACUGAACGAUGGACGCGCUAGCUUGAUGUUAACUUAUCAAACUACGUCACGUGACCCGUAGCUUAGCAUGUUGUAGGGCUUUCAUUCUUUCAAUUAAACAACUUAGAACCAAUUUAGAAAAUCACACGGAAAGGUACGAAAACGAGCCAGCUUGGAGGGUUGCCGGUGCGACACACUCAGAGUUAAUAUCUGUUUGAAAGGAUGAUGAGAUUAUUAUGAUUACAACAAAUGAUUCUGCUUAAUGAUUCACUGCACACGUGCCCUUUAAGAAAAGGAAGAGCACAAUCAUAGCAACAGUAACUAAGGGGAGGGGCUUAUCAAACAGUCUGUCACGAUUUAAACUUCCCACCCUGCACUGAGGCUUCCUUCACGUGAGGAUUGUUUGAUGAUAUUUUUACUAACAUGUCUGAACGCUGGUCGCUGUUUUUACGUCUGAGUGAUGAAGUGAGUGAGUGUGAAUAAAGUAAAAUUUAAAAAAAAGGUUUGAAUUUACCCAUAUUGGGUUUGCAUCAUGCGUUCAUGUGAAAGGUUGGUGAUGAUUUAAAAAAAUAUAUUAAUCCUGUUAACAAGAAAAAAACUCACAUGUCAUUUAGUCACUGCUCCUGUAAUACUCUCCGCUGCCACACGGGGUCACCGCUCUCAUUUCAUGUUUUUGUUGAUUUCAAUGUAGAACAAAAAUAUCUAAUUAUUCCAUUAAAUCCUCAAGUGUCCUCAA
Messenger RNA from Labrus bergylta (ballan wrasse), 6811 nucleotides. The record is from RefSeq and is a predicted model, not a curated record. NCBI's taxonomy places the organism in Eukaryota, Metazoa, Chordata, Actinopteri, Labriformes, Labridae.